CGUGACGCGGCGCUCAGUGAUUGGCUGCCGGCUGCCAGUGUGUCCCGGAAGCAGCUGGCGGAGCUAGGCACGGUGUGAGGAGGUAACCGGCAGGAUGCUGCCGCUAUCUAUCAAAGACGAUGAGUAUAAACCGCCCAAGUUUAGCCUGGUGCAGAAAGUAUCCGGCUGGGCCAGAUCCAUCUUUUCUGACUCCACAUCCAGAAACCUCUUCUGCUUCCUGUGCUUGAACCUGUCUUUUGCGUUUGUAGAGCUGUUCUAUGGCAUCUGGAGCAACAGUCUGGGCCUGAUCUCUGAUUCCUUCCAUAUGUUUUUUGACUGCACGGCGUUGCUAGCCGGACUGGCAGCUUCAGUUAUCUCCAGGUGGAAAACCAACGAGGCGUUCUCAUAUGGGUAUGUCCGCGCAGAGGUCCUGGCAGGAUUUGUCAAUGGGUUGUUCCUGAUCUUCACUGCGUUUUUCAUCUUCUCAGAAGGGGUGGAGCGGGCACUUGACACUCCAGAGGUGCACCAUGAACGGCUGCUCCCAGUUUCCAUUCUGGGCUUGCUGGUGAAUCUUGUUGGGAUAUUUGUGUUCCAGCACGGAGGGAACCACCACGGCCACUCGCAUGAUUCUGGGCACGGUCACAGUCAGAACUUGUUUAAUGGGGCUCUAAGCCACGGGCACAGCCAUGGAGGGGGCCACGGGCACAGUCAUGGAGGAAGUCAUGGACACAGUCAUGGAGGUGACCACGGGCACAGCCACAGUUUUGGAUCAGAUGAGCCGCCCGAGGAACAUAAGGGUUCCAGCAAGCAGAUCUUGGAGGGUAAGUUUAGCAACGGCUCCAUAUGCUGCGAUGCUGUGUGCCCAUAUGCUGCGAUGCUGUGUGCCCAUAUGCUUGCGAUGCUGUGUGCCCAUAUGCUGCGAUGCUGUGUGCCCAUAUGCUGCGAUGCUGUGUGCCCAUAUGCU
Messenger RNA from Bombina bombina (fire-bellied toad), 943 nucleotides. It is a transcript of the gene SLC30A7, whose product is annotated as solute carrier family 30 member 7. Gene Ontology annotation, cellular component: Golgi apparatus; membrane. The annotation marks the transcript as partial. The record is from RefSeq and is a predicted model, not a curated record. The transcript has 7 exons. Gene Ontology annotation, molecular function: zinc ion transmembrane transporter activity. Lineage: Eukaryota; Metazoa; Chordata; Amphibia; Anura; Bombinatoridae. Gene Ontology annotation, biological process: zinc ion transport; transmembrane transport; intracellular zinc ion homeostasis.